AUGGCGCCGGCGGAGCUCGAGACCUAUGCUUUCAAUGCUGACAUCAGCCAGUUGAUGUCCCUCAUCAUCAAUGCCUUUUACACCAACAAAGAGAUCUUCCUGCGAGAGCUGAUCUCCAACGCCUCCGAUGCCCUGGACAAGAUCCAGUUUCAGGCCUCCACGGAUGCUUCCAAGCUGGAUGCGGAACCGAACCUGUAUAUCAAGGUGACUCCCGACAAGGAUGCCGGGACAGUCACCGUGGAGGAUACAGGUAUUGGCAUGACCCGCGAGGAGAUGAUCCUGCACCUGGGAACCAUUGCCAAGUCGGGAACCAAAGCGUUUAUGGAGGCAGUCUCCUCGGGCGCCGACAUGUCCAUGAUCGGUCAGUUCGGCGUGGGCUUCUACAGUUCCUACCUGGUUUCGGAGAAAGUGCGCGUUGUCUCCAAGAGCAACGACGAUGAGCAGUACGUUUGGGAGUCAACGGCAGGAGGCACCUUCUUGAUUUGGAAGGACACCACCUUCGAACAUGGCGUGCUCAAACGGGGUACCAAGGUGAUCUGCUAUCUCAAAGAUGACCAGGCCGAAUUCUUGGAGUCUGACCGCCUCAAGGAGCUCAUCAUGAAGCACUCCGCUUUUGUGGGCUUCCCCAUUGACCUGCGCAUGGAACAUCGGAAGGAGGAGGACAUCGAGGUUCAUGAGGAGGGCGAGGAGGUUCCGGAGAAGCGGCGGAAGGUCACUGUCAGCUACUCUUGGGAGCUGAUCAACAAGAACAAGCCAUUGUGGCUCCGGCCGGCAUCCGAAGUCUCGCAUCAGGAGUACGCGGAGCUUUACAAGUUCCUCUCUGGUGAUUGGGAGGAUCAUCUCGCGGUCAAGCAUGUCAUGCAGAGCGGCCAGGUUGACUUCAAAGCGCUUCUAUACUGUCCGACCACAGCGCCCAAGGACAUGUUCGACAUGGGCAAGAUGUCGCAGCGAUUCAGCAUCCGGCUCUACGUUCGCAGGGUGUUCAUCAAAGAGUUCAACGACCUCAUCCCCAAGUGGAUGGGCUUUGUGAAGGGCAUCGUUGACAGCGAUGACAUGCCUCUCAAUAUCAGCAGAGAGAUGCUGCAGCAGAAUGCCAUUCUGAAGCACAUCAAGACGGGCUUGCAGAAGAAUAUCUUCAGCAUGUUCGAGGAACUCUCUGCCGACAAAGAACGCUUUCGAUCCUUCCACGAAGCUUUCUCCCAAUGCUUGAAGCUCGGUGUCUACGAGGAUCAUGCCAACAGGGAGCAGAUUGUGCCCCUGUUGAGAUAUCACUCUUCAAAGUCUGGAGAGGAGAUGGUGGGCUUUGAUGAUUACAUUGCCCGGAUGAAGCCAGGCCAGCGGCACAUCUUGUACAUCACUGGCAGAACCAAGCGGGAUGCCGCGCGCUCGCCCUACAUCGAGGGCCUGAAGCGCGAUGGCUACGAAGUGAUCUACAUGACGGACCCGGUCGACGAGUACGCCGUCCAGUUCCUCAAGGAGUAUCGAGGCUAUGAGGUGCUCAGCUGCAUGAGCAUGGACGCGGCGCGGCUUCUGGAUCAUCGGUCGGAGGCCGAUCUCAAGGCCGAGCUAGCGCCGCUGCAGCGGCGGCUACAGGAGCUCGUGGGGGCCCAGCAGACGGUAGCUCUGGCGGCCCUCAAUCCGGAGUGCUGCGCGCAACUUGCCAGCUCAGACCAGGGGCCGCUGCUGCAGCUGAACUUCAAGCACAGCUUCGUGAAGGAGCUCGGGAAGCAUACGGCUCUGAGCCAGGGCGUCCAGCCUGCUGAGGAGCAGCUGGCUCUGAACAUUUGCAGGCUCCUGCAGGACAUGGCUGCGCUGGAGGGCACGGAUCCGGAUGACCCCAGACGGGCCGACACGUGUGAUAAGUGCCAGGACCUCAUCCAGGCACUGAACGCCGGCGAGGCCGAUGCGUCGGGGGAGCUGCCCACGCUGGGCGCAGCGGCGGUGGCGCGAGAGGCAACUCGGGAGAGGCUCGAGACCAGCGAGGGGAAGGCGGAUGCGGGCAGCGACCUCCUGUCCUGCGGCCGGCGUGUCCGCGUGGUGCGCAGGGAGCGUGCGAGGAGGGCCAUGAUCUCCUUUGUGGACGAGGAUGCGAAGACCGUGGAUGUCCUGUACCCGCAGCCCGUGGCAUCAGGAAAACAGGAAGAUGAGGAGGAGGGCGUGCCGGCAAAGUACGUCCAAGCCCUCCAGGACUUCGAGCUGACUGCCGCGCCCUCCGAGGACAGCCUCUUCAAAUCUGCAACUGCGGAUAAGGAGCGUGGGAACCAGCUGUUCAAGCUCAAAGACUACGAGGCGGCCUCCGAGUUCUACGGCGCCGCCUUAGCGCGCUUCGCGGCGCGGCCCGUGGGCCGCGGGGAGCAGGUGCUGCUGAGGCGACAAGAUCCCGAGAAGGAGGGGAAAUCUGCGCUGGCACUAGCGACUGUGUUGUCCGUGGACUCCGAGGGCCUUUGCGAGCUUUCCAAUGGAGCAGAACUGCCAGCUGGCGACCUGCUCCCAGUUUGUCAAGAGCUGCUUCCUCUGCACACAUCCCUGUACAUGAACAGGGCCCGAUGCAGGCAGAACCUCGGUCGGCAUGAAGAGGCCGCCCAGGACCUCACCGCCGUGCUUGGGCUCUGGCAAGCCGUCGACAAGCGCAUGCUGCAGGCGGACCCUGAGAUGAAGGAAGCCGAGGUGAAAGGCCUUUACACGGCCGAGUACUUGCGAGCACGCUCCAGGCUUGCGCGGGGCUUGUCCAGAUCGGCAGCGCAGGACGUGAAGGAUGCCCUGGCACGAAGCCCACCUGCCGCAACGGUUAAGCAGCUCAAACAGCUGAAGACCGAGGUCCAGGCGGCUCAGGAGAAGCACCGUCAAGUGAACAGCCCGCUGGCCAAGGAGCUUGCGAAGCUGAUGAUCUCACUGCGGGGUGGACCGCAGAUCUCCUGA
Molecule: messenger RNA, 2919 nt
Organism: Symbiodinium natans
Lineage: Eukaryota; Dinophyceae; Suessiales; Symbiodiniaceae
Source: the annotation of a GenBank genome assembly